Messenger RNA from Notechis scutatus (mainland tiger snake), 576 nucleotides. The record is from RefSeq and is a predicted model, not a curated record. NCBI's taxonomy places the organism in Eukaryota, Metazoa, Chordata, Lepidosauria, Squamata, Elapidae.
GCAAAAUGUGGUCAUAAUGGGUAGGAAGACUUGGUUCUCCAUCCCUGAGAAAUACCGUCCGUUAAAAAACAGAAUUAAUAUAGUACUUAGUAAAGAACUGAAGGAUGUUCCUGAAGGAGCCCAUUACUUGGCUAAAAGUCUGGAAGAAGCCCUAGAUCAUGUUGAAACACCAGAGAUGAAAAGAAAGGUAGACAAGGUUUGGAUAGUUGGAGGAAGUUCAAUAUAUAAGGAAGCAAUGGAGAGGCCAAUCCAUCACCAACUGUUUGUGACAAGAAUUAUGCAUGACUUUGAAAGUGAUACAUUUUUCCCAGAAAUUGAUCUUAAAAAAUACAGACUUCUACCUAAUUAUACAGGUAUCCCUGUAGAUAUCCAGGAAGAGAAUGGAAUUCAGUACAAAUUUGAAGUUUAUGAAAAUAUCAUCUAGACCUUAUUUGAUAUGGGCAAAAUUACUCUGUAGAUCUAAAUCUAUUUGCAGAAUUAAUCAAGACUUGUGCCUGCAUUUUAUUCUCUAGAAGAAGAAGAAAAAAAAGUGCCUUUGUGCUUCAUCCUUCCCCCAUUCAUUGAAGCUAUUGUACC